Anthostomella pinea is the source of this 1881-nucleotide messenger RNA. Lineage: Eukaryota; Fungi; Ascomycota; Sordariomycetes; Xylariales; Xylariaceae. The record is from the annotation of a GenBank genome assembly.
AUGCAUAUCAACGAGAUGAUCGCCGACGCGGAAAGGACCGGUCAACCGUCCUUCUCCUUCGAAUUCUUCCCCCCGAAGACCGCCCAGGGCGUACAAAACUUAUACGACCGCAUGGAGCGCAUGUACGACUUCGGCCCCAAGUUCAUUGACAUAACUUGGGGAGCUGGUGGCCGCAUUGCCGAGCUGACCUGCGACAUGGUCUUACAAGCCCAGACCUUCUUUGGCCUGGAGACUUGCAUGCACCUGACCUGCACCGAUAUGGGCGAGGCCAAGGUCAACGAAGCACUGCAGAAGGCCUACAAGGCCGGCUGCACCAACAUCCUUGCGCUUCGAGGAGAUCCCCCUAGAGAGAAGGAGAAGUGGGAAGCCACAGAAGGCGGGUUCCAAUAUGCGAGGGACCUGGUGGCCCACAUCCGAAAGUUGUACGGAAACCAUUUCGACAUUGGUGUUGCUGGAUACCCCGAAGGCUGCGACGACAACAAGGACGAAGAGUUGCUCCUGGACCAUCUAAAGGAAAAGGUUGACAUGGGCGGCACCUUUAUUGUGACCCAGAUGUUCUACGACGCCGACAACUUCGUACGAUGGGUAGGGAAAGUGCGGGAAAGGGGCAUUAGGGUGCCCAUCGUACCAGGAAUCAUGCCCAUCGCAACCUAUGCCAGUUUCAUGCGACGCGCCUCCCACAUGAACUGCAGAGUUCCCGAUGAUUGGAUGGCUACCUUGGAACCCAUCAAGAACAAUGAUUCGGCCGUUCGAGAAGCUGGCAAGACUCUGGUCGCGCAGCUGUGUCGGAAGAUCAUGUCGGCUGGCAUCGUCCACCUCCAUUUCUACACCAUGAAUCUCGCUCAAGCUACCCGUAUGGUACUGGAGGAGCUGGAUUGGAUGCCUACUACGACACGACCACGCACCCAAGCUUUGCCAUGGAAGCAGUCGCUCGGAUUCGGGCGACGGGAGGAAGAUGUUCGGCCAAUUUUUUGGCGAAAUCGGGGCAAGUCUUACAUCUCGAGAACACAGGACUGGGAUGAAUUUCCGAACGGCAGAUGGGGCGACUCGCGCUCGCCUGCUUUCGGUGAACUGGACGCAUAUGGCAUAGGCCUGACAGGCACGAACGAGUCCAACCGGGAGAAAUGGGGCGAGCCCCAGACCGUCAAGGAUAUCGCCAACCUGUUUGUUCGAUACCUGGAGAAGGACCUGGAGUCGUUGCCCUGGAGUGAGGCACCUCUCACAAGUGAAGCCGAUUCCAUCAAAGAAGACCUCAUCAAACUCAACCAACGGGGCUUGUUGACUGUCAACUCCCAGCCCGCGGUCAACGGUGUCAAGUCGACACAUCCCGUGCACGGAUGGGGACCCCCUCAUGGAUAUGUCUACCAAAAGUCUUACUUGGAAUUGCUGGUGGCGCCGGAACUAUUUGAGGAGAUCCUGCCACGGAUCCAUGCUCACCCGGACCUCUCUUACUAUGCCGUCACCCGAUCGGGCACCUACAAGUCAAAUGCACCGUCGGAGGGGCCCAAUGCUGUCACAUGGGGUGUCUUCCCGGGCAAAGAAAUCGUCCAACCCACCAUUGUGGAGAGCAUCAGCUUCUUGGCCUGGAAAGACGAAGCGUUCCGGCUAGGCAUGGACUGGGCUCACUGUCACGAUGCCAAUACCCCAAGUCGGGUUCUAAUCGAGAAGAUGAUGAACGAUUGGUACUUGGUUAAUAUUGUGAAUAACGAUUUUCACCAACCCAAGACGAUUUUCGAACUCUUCGAUGGGCUAGCUGUCAAGGACCUUGACGUGCCUGUGUCUGUUCCAGCUCAGGUUCCGGAGUCGCAGGUCAAUGAAGCAGUCAAGGUGACGAACGGCGUCCCCACCAACAAUGGGAAUGGCGUCGCAGCUUCUGCGUGA